GUUUAUGCUUAGCUUCGCUUUUGAUCGGAUGCGACUGUGGAUUAUCCCCGCGGAUUAGGACGGUUGUUGUGCAUGUGCUGUAAAGCCAUCUGUGAUGACUUGAUUGCAGAUCACCAGAGCAGCAAGAUCGCAUAGUGUCUGUGAUUUUGGUGUAUAACAAUUUACUAGAACUAAUUUAAUCGUUGUGAACAUAAUAACUAUAAGCUUCUUUCUAGGGGAGGGUCCAAGAACAGUUGAUUCCGACAUUCAAUAUCAAACUAAUCCCAACUAAACUAAACCGUCGGUGGAUUCGAAAUUUGAAAACGUGACGCGAAGUUGGAAAGAUUUUUCCUGCCGGGGAUGUGCAGUAGCAUGUCUUCAAAAGUAUGUGGGUUGAAAAAAUAACGCUCGCGCGCCAGAAGAGACGUGAUGUGUGUAUGAUGGAGUUUUGAUGAAGUGCUAGUAUGUGUUUUUUUCAUUUCGUCGUUUGUUGGUAAAUUUAGUUUUUUACAUACAUGUGAAUUUUAGCAAGAGUGGAAGAAAUUUGUUCUUCGCUGUGCCAACCUGAAAAGUUAUGCAAAAAAGUUGAAGUGCAUCACUACGGCCGUAGUCUGGCGAGAGAAUUGUAGUUCAAAGAACGAAAGAUAGUUUCAUUAGUGCCAAGCGUAAAUGAUGUGAUUUUGUGCUGAUUCAAAGACAACAACUUCCGGUAGCAUGGGUCGCCUGUAUUAGUAUCCGAAUUAGCAGCGCAGUAGCGCAGGACAUCGACGUAAGUGAAUGAAUGGCCAGCACUUUUGCGGAACCAACGACAACGAUAGUGGAAACAGGUCAUCAAGGAUACAGGUGGCGCUGGUGCGGUCACCAUUGGUGCUGACCGUCGUGGCAUGUUUCGGACCAUUAUGCCACCAUUCCGGCUGCAGGGCUCAUCCUAUCGAUCAGCCAACGGUGAGAGCAGCUGUGAAAACGACAGAGCGUCAAUCUCGGAAACGAUAGCAACAAAGGCAGCAACGUCAGCGGCGGUAGUCAAUUUAAUCAAAUUAACCCGGUUGACCCCGGUGAUACGUGGUUUAUGAAGGUUGAUCCGGUCCAACUUUAGUUACACUCGGUUAAAAUAGUUUCGAUACAACAAAAAAUAAAAUAAACUCACUCACUUAAAGGCUGGCAAGCGAGAAUUAAAGUGACGAAUGAAAGUUACGGGAAAAUUCAACUUUAAAUAACGAGAACAAAUUGCAAAAAUUGUACAUUAAGCUGUUGAUAGAGUAAACGAAAGUAACAGAUUGAAAGGUCAGUGAAAUGAAGUUUAAAUGCUAUGUAGCAGCAGUGGUGCUGCUGAACGUGCUUCAAAUUCUAGGAAUUCAUGCUGUGAGUUGGGAGGAAUGGUGGACCUACGAUGGAAUUUCAGGACCUGCCUUCUGGGGCCUUAUCAACCCGGAAUGGUCCCUGUGUAACAAAGGCCGCCGACAAUCACCGGUAAAUCUAGAACCGCAACGUUUGCUGUUCGAUCCGAAUUUAAGAUCUGUGCACAUCGACAAACACAGAAUCAGUGGUACGAUCGGCAACACCGGCCAUAGUGUGAUUUUCACAGUCAACAAUGAAACGGCAGGUUCCAACGGUGUACUGCAGAUUCCGGUGAACCUAACCGGAGGCCCUUUGUCGUACAGGUAUCGCUUCCAAGAGAUUCACAUACACUACGGUCUUCACGAUCAGUUUGGGUCGGAGCACAGCGUGGAAGGUUACACGUUUCCUGCAGAGAUUCAAAUUUUCGGCUACAACUCACAGUUGUAUACGAACUUCAGCGAUGCACUCUACAGAGCGCAAGGGAUCGUUGGGGUAGCGAUCCUUUUGCAGUUAGGAGAUCUUUCCAAUCCUGAACUUCGAAUGUUGACAGAUCAGCUGGAUAAAAUUCGGUACGGUGGGGAUGAGGCCUUGGUGAGAAGGUUGUCCGUUAGGGAUUUACUGCCAGACACGGAACAUUACAUGACCUACGAGGGUUCAACGACGGCACCGGCUUGUCACGAGACGGUGACGUGGAUUGUAAUGAAUAAACCCAUCUACAUCACGAAGCAGCAACUUCAUGCCCUGAGGCGAUUGAUGCAAGGUGGUCCAGAUCAUCCGAAAGCUCCGCUGGGAAACAAUUUCCGGCCUCCGCAACCGCUGCUGCAUCGUCCUGUUCGGACGAACAUUGACUUUCGAAACAAACAGGAAAAGGGGGGUAAAAUAUGUCCAACUAUGUACAAGGACUUUCACUAUAAAGCUAAUAGUUGGAAACACAACUAGACAUAAACAGCAAUCUGAGGAGGAAGAUUUUACCUUCGACGAGGACAGUCUGGUGACCUACGUCUAACUGAGAGUUUGUAGGAUGCCGACAGAGCAGAAAUUUAUCCAACAUGCUUCCAGUGUACAGAAAAAAUUAUAUCACAAACAAUUAGUGAAUGAGUAGAUAAAAUCAAAAAUAAAUUUAAAUUAAAGAGCAACAAAUUUAGUGGCGCUAAACUGGGUGGGUUGUAGCUAUUUAAGAACUGGACAACCAACAAUCAUUGAGUUGAAGCAUGUAACUUUUUUUUUUCUCAAAUUGGUUCGCUUGAAUUGCAUUGAUAAAGUUUGUGGGAAUUAAAAUGCAACAAAACUGAGUCAGUACUUGCAAGCUCUGCGAAAAAAAGUUGAUGAUCAAGCAGAAACCCGAGAGACAGUAUUUCCGGAGGUGGGAGAAGCGAAACUCUAUUAAAAGUUUGAAAUAAUUUGUAAAUAAUAUUAAUGUUACAAAUAAGCAAACAACCAAGGGUAGCAGAUGGUGCAGGAUGAUGCAACGUGGAACCGAGAAGAAACUGCAACCGUUCGGGAAAGGAUGGGUGGUUACGAGCUUAUAACAAAGCGUAGGAAAUAAAUUUUGUGCAAGGAAAAUUGUUAGAAUAAAAAAAACGAAGCGAAGGUGAUAGUGAAGUCGGGAAUUUUGCAGCAAAAAAAAAACGCAAACUGCAUACUGCACUGUUGGUCGGUGGCUGGCUCGAGGUGACUGGUUGGUGGGUGCGGUAUUUUUUGUCUUUCGUCAGACUCUUGCGCUGAAACAGGUUACCGGGCAGAGGGGGUAAACUAGUGAAUUAACAUCAUUGCAGUUUGAUGGAGAAAGAAUUGUGGGAAAGUGUCCCGAUGGCGAUGGGGGUGAUGUGAUGAGGUUCUGAGUCCUCAGGAGUCCUGGAGAAACGUAGGCAGGUUAUAUUUCACUGACGGGGUCUCCAGGUGACGGAUGAGUUGACAAGCGAGUGCAAAGUUUUCUGAUUGCUUUUGUUGAAGGUGAAUGAUGUUCAUAAUUAUGAUAAUGUCAUAAUAAUAUUGAAUUUUUAUUUAACUCUUGGGUAAUCUUCCAGAAGAAUCGACACCGGCAAACACUCAAUAGCUAGCAGUUUGAUUUUUGUUAAUUUAAAUGAGCAUGUUUAAUGGUAGGCAAAACUGUUAUGAAGCUGAAAAUGUUCAUUUUUUACAGGCAAACGCUUGUUUCCAUUUCAAUUCUGAGUUUAAGUGAACAACUCAAUCCUAUAAUAUGAUACCAGCUAUUCAUUGUUCGAUUCAUAAAUCUUCAAAUUGUAAUUGAUUAUUAGGAUGUAAGGCGAGUUACAGUAUAGUAUUGUGGGUAUUACUUAUCUUACACUAAACAGAAUAAUUUGCGAUAUUUCUUAUAUCCAUCCACUUCGUAAUUAUUUCUACUCCGUCCUUCGCUUUCUCUCUGGAUUUGCUGGGAUGCAAAGAGCCAUUUGAUAUUUUCUCCUAUUGACAAUAAGUGAAUUUACUACAGAGUAAUCAAUGAUCAUGAUUAAUUACUCCAAGAGCAACACCGGCAUUCCAUCGCAUCUCCAACUUCUCGAUGCCGUGCUUGUUUGAGGAUUUGUUUUUUGCCUCCAAAUAGGCUUCACAUUCAGCAAUUGAGUUUUCAUUUGAGUUGAAUUUCUUACCGGAGAGUUUUUUUAGAUAAGCGAAUAAAAUUAGACAGCAAAUAGCCUUUGGGGGCCAUAUCUGGGCUAUUUUUUGGAUGAGGAAGUAAUUCGAAGUGUAAUUCAUUGAAUUUAUCCCUAGUUGCCACCGAUUUGUGAAUCGGUGCAUUGUCUUGGUGAAACAGUGGUGUUAUUUUUUUCGACAUAUAAGUUCGUUUUCUCUUGAUCUUUGCAUUCAAAUGAUCUAACAACGCUAUGUACUGUUUGCUAUAGAUUUUUUUUUCCUUCGUAAAGAUAGUCCAUGAAGAUUAUACUAUGUGUAUCCUAAAAUACUAAAACCAUAACCUUCUCAGCCGACGGUUGUGCCUUUGGAUGCUUCGGACGUGGAUCACCGGCUGCAGUCCACCUAGAUGAUUAUCAUUUUUAUUCCGGAGUGAAAUGAUGGAUUCAUGUUUCAUUCAUUGUCACUUAGAGCUGCUGUGUGUCAUCAACUUUGAUGCAUAAUUUUAAACACUCUGCCUUCUGAUAUCUUUACGAGCUUAGCUAUCUCACACAAUGGCAAUUUACCACUAGAUAUAACCAAUUAUAUUGCUGAAUCACGCAAAAAAAAUGAAGAGAAUUGCAUAGCUGAGUGCUCCGUAAUGGUCUCGGAAAAACGUAUAAUUACUGAGACUCUCGGCAAUCCUUAAUUUGUUAACUGUCAAUUAUUGCCGAUCUUGACAACAUCGAUUUUCCUGUUAGCUCGGCAAACGUGAUCAGGAUUGUAUCAUGAAAAACUUUUCACAAUUUCACGAAAUAUAAAAAUCUUAUUUCUUUAAUUCAAUUUAUAUGUUAUUCAGCUCCACGAGUAAUGGCGACGACAAGAGAUAUUAGAUGACAAGUAUCUCACCGAGAUUCAGUAAAAGCUAACAUACUGUUCGAAAUCUCGGCAAAUGGAUUUACUGAUUGAGGUAUAUUUGUUAUUUACUGACGAGUUCAGUAUAAUUUCGGUAAAGAGUAUGUGGAUUAUUAAACUAUCGUCGUGUUGUUCUAAUUCGGCAUUUCAUUAUGCCGAGCUCGAGAAUCGGUUUCAAGUGUGUAUGUUUUUUUUCGGUAGAGCAGAGGCCGUAUAACAAUUUGAAGCCAUUGCUGAGCUUGUACCGUAUAUUUUCAUCAUCAAGCAAUGAUAAAUUAAUACACGAAAUUGUUUUUAAUUUAAUGUUUUGAAAAUUACAAAAACAAUGUCAUGAAAUUUCACACAUAGUGUUUCGAAAGUUGGUGCUAAACGCCAUAAGGAUUUAACAAUGAUAACACCAUCACUUAUUGAGUGAUGUAUCGUACUUUAGCUUAAGUACAUCGCUUAAGUACCAGAAGUGGGGAAGUUCAAUCUAGAAUGAUUUACACAAUUAAUCAUAUAUUUAGAGUGAUUAUCGAUAUUUGAAAGUGUGAUAGAUGUGCAGAAAUACCGUCUAAAAAUGUUUUUUUCGGUUCCAUAUUGACAAACUCACUCACUAUGUGGUUACAUUGCAUUAUGCCGUUUUGCUUCUUGAUGAAACGGUGAACAUUUCUUUUAACGUCUCGCUAUAUCUUUUGACUUCUGCCGCCGUUUAUGUGGUCAACUCAGCAUCUCCGAAGCAUUUUGAUUCACUUUUUCGGUCUUUUCUGUUUCCGCUUAGCAAUUGCCCCGAUCGGGUGGAAGUGAGUGAAAUCGGAUAGGUUUGGUCCUUUUCGAUGGAGUUAACUUAUGUGCCAUGGUACCACUGUAGUGUCUUUGGCUUGUAGUGGCAGCUAGCCAAAAAGUUACAGACCCGAUGUGUGCUUUGAUGGAUGGUUGAAUGCUUCUUCUAAGAGCUACGAUUUCAUAACUAAGACAAUAACUUACAAUACUUUACUAUGGGGUGCCUAUUGAAAAUUUCCUUUUGUGAGAAUGAUGAGUGUUGCCAAAACUUGUUUCAAAAAUUUACCUUUUUCCAUUGCAAUAGAAAGUGUAAUAAAUAAACUGAUUGUAAUUCUACUUCUACUUAAAGUGAAUUCUAGUUUAUUUUGCAUGUGGAGACGUGUGAUUCGCAUUACGAAACGUAUGUUGUAUUGAUAUAGACAGGUUCAUGAAGUCUUUGCACCAUCUCCGAUCUUUUGUAUGUUAAAUUGAUGAUUACAAGGAACAUAUGAUCCUGGAUAUUGGACUCCCGGUGACAGGAAUGGUGUAGUCGGUGAGAUUGUUAAAAUUUUCUAACGGAAAAAUACAAUAUAGCAAUAGCCUUUUCAUUAGCUAUUUAUAGCUAAUAAAUUCAAAUGUUUUGCCUAAUACAAAAUACAGGGUCCGUCAUGUAACCUUUUUUUAAACAUACAAUAAAACACAAACGGUUCAUCCGAUUUCAAAAUUUAUUUUUUCAUAUCAAAGUACAAUACUUCCGGUUAAUUGUGGAAUAUAAUUUCAUUCAAAUGGCUGCCUCGGCUGGCCUUGCAGUACGCCAUACGGUCGGUCAAAUUUUUUAGUACAUUUUCGAUUGUAUGUAGCUUGAUUUCAGCUAUGGCUGCACGAAUGUUGUCCUUCAAGGCUUGAAUUGUCUCUGGCUUGUCCACAUAAAACCUAUCUUUGACAGCCCCUCAAAGAUAAUAGUCUAACGGCGUCAAAUCACAGCUCCGAGGCGGCCAAACGACAUCCGAAUUUCGACUGAUAAUUCGAUCUUCGAAGACUGUGCGCAGAAGAUCGAUCGUAGCGUUGGCUGCGUGGCACGGAGCGCCGUCUUGUUAGAAUCAAAUGGUGUCCAAGUCUUCCUCUUCAAGUAACGGGAAGAAUCAAUCGCUAAUCAUGGCGCGGUAGCGCUCGCCAUUGACCGUGUCGGCGGCUCCCACCUCAUUUUCGAAGAAAAAUGGCCCAAUGAUGCCGCCAGACCAAAAUCCGCACCAAACCAUCACUCUAUGAGGAUGCAUCGGUUUCUCCAUGAUAACGUGCGGUUUUCCGUCCCACAGAUGCAACAAUUUUGUUUAUUAACAUACCCUCUGAGAUGAAAAUGUGCCUAAUCCGAGAAGAUGAUUUUUUGGCACACAUUCCGCAACAUUACCAUGAUUUUCAAAGUAAAACUGCACUAUUUUCACGCGUUCCUCAAGCGUAUACACAACCAUUUUCGUUCAGCGGAAGGAUGAAACUAAGUUUCUGUCAAAUCAGAAGUGACAUUAAUGUUACCAAUGUCGAAAUAACCGCUGGUUUGAAAAAAUGUUAGAUGGCGGACUCUGUAUCAUUUGAGCAACAAUUUGUAACUUUUUCGUGUUAAAAUAUUAAGAAAUAAGUCGGUGAUACAGUAUUUUCGAGGACGCGUCUUGAAAGUCAUUAUUUGCGGUGCCCACCGUAUGAAUGAACAGAUAAAAAAAAAAUCAAAGCAACAUCCUACUUUGAUCAAAAAGUUUCCGGAACCACCACCGUGUGGCGUUCUUAAUCACCCGAUUAGAUCUGUCACUGAUUUUCUAUCAAAUUUUCAGCUUAAUACCUGGACAUUUGUAAAAGUUACACUGUAUUGAGUACAUCUGCGAUUGUGUGUACUCGAUUUUGUACAAUUCCAAAAUGAAAUUAAAUUGAAUUUUGAAUAAAAUUUUUAAUAAAACAACGAGUUGCAUUAAAUUUUAAAUUUUGCGUUAAAAACGGUUUCAAUUUUGCGACGGAGUCGUUCAUCAGUGGCACGAACGUUUCAGAAGUUGGUGUGAGUCUGUGAGUGAUGAUGAGAGAAGUGGUAGGCCAUCGACAUCGAAGAAGGCAUGCGUGAAACAAUUCGCCGAAAAAGACCAGAUUUGUGGGCAAACAACUCGUGGGUCUUGCAUCACGAUAACGCAUCGUCACACAAUUCCAUACUUAUCCGUGAACAUUUAGAUAAAAACGAAACGAAUACCAUUCAGCAACCACCGAAUUCACCUGAUUUGGCUCCCUGCGAUUUUUUUUUCUUAUUCGGUCGACUCAAGAAAAUCACUCCGCGGAACGCGAUUCUACACCCGGGAUGAGAUUAUGGAAAACUUGCAAACGGCUUUGAUGGCUAUACCGAAAACUGAAUAUAAAAAAUGUUUCGAGGAUUGGAUCAAGCGCUGGCAUAAGUGUUUUGCAUUCGAUGGGAAGUUUGAAGGGGACAAUAUCGGUUUUGAUGAAUGAUCUAUUAUUUUAAAUUUUCUAAAUAAAUUUCGGGAACUUCUCGAUCAAGGUAAUAGUUGUAGUAGAUGUUUCUCUAGACCCCUAUGUUUGAAUAGGAUUUUUUAGAUUUUUUUUUUAAUUUUUGGUGGUUUAAAGUCAACACUGUGAUUUUUCGAUGGGUUUGAAAAUUUGAAAAAAUAUUAUGGAAAAAAUAAAUAAAAAUAAAAUAAAUCCAAAGAAAAAAUAAAUUUUUUUUCAAAAGUAUUAGAACCUACUCGCCUCUUAAUAGGGUUAAGUUCCAGUGUUAUCCCGGGUUGGCGGUUCAAUGCAUAGGGCACUGGUCAAACAAACCAGUUGUCGUAUGUUCGAGCUUCGACCUGGAAGGGUUCGUAGUGUCAGUAGGAUCGUAGCACCAGCCAUGCAAUGGUUCUGUACACUCUGAAUCGGCUGCGAAGUCUGUUGAAACAGAAGGUCAAAUUCCACUACAGGAAUGUAAUACCAAGGCUUUUUUACAGUGAAUUUGGUCGAUCCAUAUCUUUUGACACAAAUUGACUCCGUUAAUUCGAUACCACUCGAACACGUUUCGAGCGAAGUGGCAUCGUUGUGAAUGGCAGAAAGACGCUGCUAAUACACUAUUUCGUGUAAAUCUCAUCUUUGAUUGUCCCGGAAGAAAAGGAGAAAGCGUUAACAUCACCCCAUCCGUAAAUCGCUUGCCAAAUCAGGAGCAUCUUUGCCAAUUUCGACCAUUUCUAGGCUUGGCAACAAAAUUUUCUUCUUCGGGAAGUCGGCCAUAGCGUAUGUUUCGUCAUCUAUCACAAUUAUACGAUUUGAUGAGCAACUUCGUUCGCUUGUCAUUUCGAUUUGUGGCUUUUUGCACCUGCUAUAAGUAUCACGUUUUAUAGCUUUUCUGCACAAACCUAUUUAGGACUUUUCAGCGGCAUCUCAAAUGGACAUGUUGGGGUGUUGCUUGAACUGUUGCACCGUGUUCCUGCCCAUUUUACUGUCCAUUCGUUCACUUUCACGGCCACUUCUUUUGCUCCUUCUGGUACUUAGACGCUUCUAUACUUGCAAUGUCAAGCUUUUUGCAGAUCCAUUGGCGGGACACAUCUGAAUUUUGAUAGUUGGCGCACAAUGUUUUCCCAACAUUCACUUCUUGAUCCGUUGGCAUGACUGGAAUUAAUGUGUAAAUCAUAAUCAUAAAACGUGACAGAUAUUAACAGUACUCUAUGAAUAACAUUUACUCAAAUUUUCAGGUUUUUGUCUUUCUCACAGAGAGAUGCUAAAAAAUCACUGGGUAAACCGACUUUUAAUCUGCGGUCUGGUGGCUUGAAUGUCAUACACCAUUUGACGAGAUCACAAAUAUAAACGAGAUCACGAACUUUUGUCGUUUUCGAUUGAGAAAACUUAAACUGACCCAGGGUAGUUUCAUCAAACAAGCACUUUUCCCGAAACUGUGUAUGGUUUGCACUUCGAAACCGGGUUCGAAACUGACUGGAUUUUCGGUUAAAUGACGUUCGAAACUGAUUUCGAACAAACGGUUUGACAGCAGUUAGAACGGAAAUUGGGUUAAGUUUGGUAUCAAGCGAAAACGUCAUUAUAUUUGCAUGAAAGGUCUCGUAACUCCAUAGCAUGCUAUGAAAAUUAUCCGAAUCAAACUUUCGUUUCUGUAGUGACGAGGCUCAAUGUGCUUUUAGCAGAACAAUUAUGUUCGAUUUUCUCAAAGACCACUUAAUGGAUUUUUACAAGUUUUUGAAAUGAUAACCAAUGUUGCACACAUUAUUCGUGUAGCUAAUUCAUUCAUUCAUCUUCAGUGCGACCUGUCUUAUAUAAAUAUUGUUCACCGCACAAAAGAGCGAAGCGUGAAAAUGAAUAAGCAAUACUGGUGGAAAACCCAAAUCUACAAAUACAGUCUUUGUUCUUGGGAUACAUCGUGCAUGUUCGUUUUAUACAUUCGUUCGUUACUCGUCUAUUUUCUCCACUUCUCGACUUGACUCGUAUAUCGGUAUAGCGAUGAUCAUUGGAAUUUAUUCUUCGCGCAGCAUUCUACAUCCUAUUCAGCAAUGGGAGAGUGCACAGUGGUCCGAAACGGGAAAUUAGCGUAACAAAAAUAUUUUCCCUGUUAAAUAUCAGUUUUUUGUAGUUGGUGUCUUCACAAAAGUUGUUUGUAAUCAAAUGGCGCUCCUUUUGAUUAAAAAAGUUACUAGGGUGAUUCUUAUUUAGAUUGAAAUCUGAAAUCUAACUUUCUUAAUUGAACUCAAAAACUCCAACUUUUUUUUAAACGUUCCACCGAAAAGUUGUCAUUAGAAGAGUUGUUUUUUCAUCAAAUAUCAUAUAUUCAUUAGAUGCCAGAUCGAUAAAAAUGUAUCCUAUGCGGUUCCUGAAAGGUCAUAAUAUAAGUAAAAAUUUAAGAGAAAAUUGGAAGGGUGUUAUUUUUUUAACUUAUUUAAAUUAGUUUUAAAAAUACCUUUAAAAAACUCAAAAACAUUGCAUAACUCUUAAACGCCUUGACGAAAAUCAUUAGUUUGUUAAAAUGAGUAGAAUGUAUUUAUUCGAACCAAAACUCAUUGUGCAUCGUUUUCCGGCUUUUACAGGCUAUUCGGUACACAAGUGGAUGAGAAAGAAGGGUCAGUGUCAUAGGCUCUUAGCACGAUGUGGAUAAAAAUAUUUGCAUUUUACUAACUUGCACCAGCUUGUUGGAAUGGUUGUCGAGAUCAUGAAAAUUUCUAUUCAUAAAUUUAUCAUGGUUAACUAGUUCAUGAUAACCAUAUUAAACAGUAUCUCUAAUCCUCAGUUGCUCAAACUCAAUUGAAGUAGUUAUAUUGGUAAUAAAUGAAUUAAAAUUGUUAUGCAAUCUAUUUUCGGCUGUAGUUUUUGGUGUCUCAUUUCUCGAAAGGAAAUGUAUGAAACAUUUGUAGAAUCAAUUUGAUACUAAUGCUUUGCUGAAGAAAGUAUGUUGAUACGUUAAGGCGUUUAAGAGUUAUCAGGAACCGCAUAGGAUUUAUUUUUAUCGAUCUGGCAUCUAAUGAUAUUUGAAGCCUGACUAGUUUUUGAUGAAAAAAUAAUCAUAACUUUUUACUGGUAGCUCAUAUGAAAAAGUUUGGUUGUGCAAAAUUGUGAACAAUGAUUAGUUCAACAACUCUUCUAAUGACAACUUUUCGGUGGAACGUUUCACAAAAAGUUGGAACAAAACAAGUGAUAUUUCAGGAGUCACCCUACUUUUACUCGGGAAAAUUUAUGUAACUUGAUCAAAUGAAGAGCUAGAGAGGUGUGUUUUUUCAGCGAAGUUGCCCGCAAUAAAAUUUCCUACAGCUUUAUUGUGCAACAAAAUCAUUUUUGAGUGCAACUAAGAAAGUUAGAUUUCAGAUUUCAAUCUAAAUAAGAACCACCCUAGUAACUUUUUUAAUCAAAAGGAGCGUCAUUUGAUUACAAACAACUUUUGUGAAGACACCAACUACAAAAAACUAAUAUUUUAUAGUGAAAAUAUUUUUAUCACGCUAAUUUCCCGUUUCGGACCAUAGGGGAGUGGUAGGAUAAGGUACAACACGCUCGCAUAAAACUAUGGUACUAAUACAGAUGAAAAUGUCUUAAUUUGCUUGCUUCGAAGACAUCACGAACGAUCAUCGAGAAUUGAGUUUUGACGAUUAGCACUGCAUGAAUAUUCGUUCCUCAUUCACUUACAGUCAUUCGGGGGUUUAUUUUAUGCGAAUAUCAACUGUAAAGAAUAGGCUUUCAUGCGAGUAGCGAAGCAGCGUCGGCUUCGCUCGCACUUGAAUGUACGAACAAGCCCGAAUAUCGGAGCGACUAUCGAGCAAUGAAAGCGAACGGUUAUCAUUGACGUUCGUUGCAUUUUUGAUAUUCAAGCAACAUUGGAUAGCUUGUUAAUGAAUUUUAUGAAGAUCCGACUUUCAGUUCCUGUGCAACGGGGUAUGUUGUGCAAAAUAAAAAGAAAGAAAAGCACUCGAUUUUCUCAGCGAUCACUGAACCGAUUUUCACAAUUUUUAAUUCAGAUGAAUAGUCUUACAAUCACACGGAACGAUACUCAGUUUUAUGAAGAGACAACUUUCCACUUCAGAAUUACAGGUGUGUUUCUAUACAGGGGGCUGAGGUAACAAGAAAAAUCCUCUGCAUUAGCCAUAUAAUUCUUGGAUUUAUGGUUUAAAAAUUUGAUUUAAUGGUCUUCUGAUUUAGUUUUGAGCCAGUGGGAUUAGAAGGACUCGAAAAUUUAAGGCUAGGUCGAAGAGGUCAGAUAUAAUUCUGGAUAGGUUCAAUUACAUUCUAAAUGUUUGAGAUAUAUGGAAUUUGGAAGCAUUUUUGACAUUCAUUUGAUAUUGCCUUCGUCAACAAUAUCCUGUUUUUGAUUCUAGGCGUCGAAAUCGGUCAAAAUUAAACUAAUCUUUAUUAGUGGUUUUGUUUGCACGUUUUUACUACGGAAUUUAUAAUGUUCUUGUCGCUAUCCAUAAUUCCAGUGUUCAGAAUUGUCUGUUUUUAUUUCUGCAAUGUUGUCAAAACUAACACGGACUUUCUUACAUGCUUUAUACAUGGAAGCUUUGAAAUGUUUAACUUUCUAAGCGAAUACUAAAAACUCUAAUCGGCUUGCCGCUGCAGAAAACAAAGUUUUGGAAAUUUUGCUGGAGAACAAAUUCCACGAAAAUGUACCGCUAGACUACUUUGAGAUCAACUCAAGCGGUUGCACUCGACUCUAAAGCGUAAAGUUACCCGCGAUGAAUUUUUAAAACCCCCUUUUAUCUAAUUCCUACCACGAACUGCCCCGGUGGCAACCAAACCUGCUGUAGCACACUGGCAGCUGUAACAAUCAAGUUUUUCACUCACCUCAAGAAAAGUGAGUCAACAUCCAUCCGCUCGCCAUGUUUGAUAAAUCGCGUUACAGAAAGAAAAGUUGUUUGCAUUGUCGCUUCGAGGGGUUUUCUGUUAUUUCUUUCUCUCGGUUUGCAUUUUUCACUGCUUGAUACAGUUUUUUCUCGGUUUAGCUGCAAUCCACCAUCAACGCCUAGAAAAACUGUUGCCAUUGGGCUACAAGUGCAACUUUGUUUCCAUCAACCCACACGACGUGAUAAUUGAGCCAUGCUUCACUCGCUUCGGCUUAAAUCCGGUUCGGAUUGUUCGCCGCUAGGUGGAGCUGACGGUUGACAGGGAGCGCCAUUAAUCAGAACGGUCGUCUCAAUGAAUGUCACCGCAAUGAACUGACCGGGUUCGGGACAAUUGAAAUUUUGGACAUUGGCCAUCGCACUCCCUUCCUCCUAAGUACGGAUGCGAUCAUCAAUCAAAUUCAGCCAGCCAGCCAGCCAGCCAGUGGUGAGGAUAAAAGGAGCCCAGACAGAGGAUUGCUUUUGAUUAAGUUUUUCGUCCACAUCAGUUCGUUUAUGGAUGUUUGUUCGGAUUUUCGCCUAAAUUGUGUAGCUGAAUAAAAUAAAGCAUCAACAUAUCAACCGUUGUUGUCAGCCUUGAAAGACUUUGAGUGAGGGCCGAAAUUUCCUAGAUUAUUAGACUAUAAACUGUAUGCAUUUGAGUGGUUUAACGAAAAUCUGCAGAAACUCAGGUCAAUGUGAAAUCAUGUUCUUGCGUGAGGAUGCUAGUGUUAAGCUGUUAUUUUUUAUGGUAACUUAAUUGUAAUUACUUCUAGAGCUUAGUUCAAUUAGUAAAUAUGCAACUGGAAGACGAGAGAAGCUGUCUAAAAAAUCAAAACUACUGGCCAAAAGCUUUAGUUGUCGGAGAUUCGUUCCAGUUGGAAUUUUGUGCAUAGAAGGGGAAAGUCUGUUUAAAUAGUAUACUAAACUAAUUGCUAAGAGGAAAUGUAAAGUAAAAUCUAAUAAAUUCUAGGCACUAAAAAUGUGUAAAUAUCAUACAUACAAGGAGCCCAUCCUGAUUCUAAGCAAAAUACCAUAUCUCCUGAUACGAGCAAAAUGAACUGCUAUAGCAAAUUGCUCGGUAUUGUUGGCUGUUUCAUUAAAAAAAAUGUUCAAACCAUGCGGGCGAAAAUGCAUUAAUCAAACUUAUGAACAAUUAUUAAUACUAAAAAAACACGAGGUCAAUACGUGAAGUCAAUAACAAGAUAGGUUAUUCGAUGCUGAUAUCAUCUAUACACAUACAUAUUAUUGGUUACAUAUCUCAUAUUCGUUUAUCAAAAAUCAAGAAUCAAGAUUUGUAUGGAAGAAUAUUACACAAUUGACAACAUACAAGGCUACUACCAAUUCCUAAGCAAAGUAUAUAGGCGAAAUUGAAAGUUUGCUAAAAUGCAAUUAUUAUUGAUUAAUGGAAUGCUUGGCUGAACGUGGCGAUACGCACGAAUACAAUACAAUGUACACUUACUUGCAAACAUACAGGCAAAAUCCGAGUGUAUUGUAAUUUAUACGGAUAAAGGUGAAGAAAGUAUAUAUAUAAAGAACUGUUUAAAUAAAAAGCAACAUUGCUAUUGAAAA
This is a messenger RNA of Malaya genurostris, 14438 nucleotides long. It is a transcript of the gene CARPB, whose product is annotated as carbonic anhydrase-related protein 10. Gene Ontology annotation, molecular function: carbonate dehydratase activity; zinc ion binding. The transcript is spliced from 8 exons. Bases 1273 to 2256 code for a protein of 327 amino acids. The record is from RefSeq and is a predicted model, not a curated record. Lineage: Eukaryota; Metazoa; Arthropoda; Insecta; Diptera; Culicidae.